Molecule: messenger RNA, 960 nt
Organism: Rhizophagus irregularis DAOM 181602=DAOM 197198
Lineage: Eukaryota; Fungi; Glomeromycota; Glomeromycetes; Glomerales; Glomeraceae
Source: RefSeq, a predicted model, not a curated record
AUGGAAUGGAAAUAUUUAGUAAUUAAUUUUUCUAAGGAAAUUGUGACAGUUUUAAAUAAGUUCACAACAUCUCUUGAUUUGAAUAUUCUAACUUGGGGAAUUACUACUUUCAGGAAGGACGAUCCUUAUAUUUUUGAAGAACGAGGAUUAUGUAGAAAAUUAAACAUUAAACUUCAUAUAAAAGAUAAAAUUGAAGAAUUUAGUCGUUUGUUUAAUUCUAUAACUGAUAGAAGAGCUCUGGAAUCUUUGAGACUUUCAACGUAUGCUGAGGACAUUGAUAAAUAUAUAAAAUUACUUUCUGAGGAAAAUACAAGUGUCGGAGUAAUUCUUGAAACUUUAUCUUCUUUGUUGGAUACAACAAAUACAUUAAAUAGUAGACAAAUUGUCAUCAGAACUGGGAAUAAUGCUGUCACUUCCAAAGAUGAUUCGACGAAAGGGAAAGAAUUUUUAAACUUGAUUGGAAAAGAAGCGGUAUCUUAUCCAAAAAUUAACAUAGAUAGAACAACUAAUGUAACACCAACUGAAGGUACAGCGCCAACAGAAAAUGUACGAUCUAGAGAAAACUUUAUUAAACGCGUUCUAAAUGAGAUCGAAGAAUCCCAUCAAAAAAGUUAUUCAAUACCAGAAAUUAAUUAUGAAGACGAGGAAUUUUAUGAAUCUGAAGAUAUAUUAACAAAUGUGGGAACAGCACUAACAAAAAAUGUACCAACAAAAAAUGCAGAUUCUAAUUCGUUAGUUAAUCGUUUAUUAACUGCCAGUAUUUUCGGUACUUUAGUAUUUUAUUUAAUUCAUAAAUUUAUACGUCCAGCCCAACGAUUAUGGGAAUAUUUAAUGAACAAGAAUAAUAAGCCUAAAUCACGACAGAUGUCAGAUAAACAGCAACAAACUAUUGAAAAAUACGCCAAAAUCCUGGAAAUUAAAGAAAAACUACCAAUGAUCAUUCAAAAUGUUGAGAUUUAG